GUCUCUUUGCUGCGUCUAGUAUGACAGAAUGAGGGGAUGACGUGCACCCGUCGAACCUCCUUCCUGCCUUGAAUGUGGCUGAUGACGAGAACCUGCUUCAACGUCACGUCGUAACCACCCACCUGCCCACCGCGUUCUUCUACCACCUACGACCAACUAAUUUCUGUCGCCUCGCAAGUUUCCAGGCUUGAGAUAUCUUCAACCAUUCCAUUCCGCGCUGCCUCAUCUGCCCAGCUGCUGCCUUGGGUGGCAUUGCGCAAGGAUUCCACUACCUUUCAUUUUUUUUCUUCAAACUACCCCGCCACACCGUAAACUCUUGCCUGGCUUAACCAAACCACAUCGCAUCCAGCAGAUCAACCUACCUCAUAACAACGACUUCAACCAUCACUCAUCCAGAUCUACGACGCGACUCUCAUACAUACUGGCCUCAACAGCUAACCCGCGGUACCCACAUAAUCGCCCUCACCGCAGGCUCACCAACUCCAGCCGGCAUGGAUCCCAACGCCCCGUUGCCGUAUCGCAUCCCCCAGCUCGCCAAGUCAAACUCCAGUGCAUCCGCUGGAGGCGCAUCUGUCAAGUCAGUCUCUGUUAUUGGAGCGCAUCCUCUUGGAACGCUGCGUGUGCAUGAGCCUGCCGACCCUAUGAUAGAGGAGGAUGACGACGAUGGCCCGCCUUCCUUGGAUCCCCCUGUUAGACAAGGCGUCCAACAACAACAACAUAGAACAUCACAGGCUAGCUUUGGAAAGUCGCUCAGCGCCUCGCCUCGAGAUUCUCUAAGGCAUAGCAUGGGAGGCGGCGAUGUAGUUCUCAUCCUUGACCUCCCAGAAGUCCUCACCGUUGGAUACGACUCUCUAUCAUUUACAGCCAAGCACUUUGGCGGCGUCAGAGAUAUCCCUCCUGGCCCUCAUUUCUUUUGGGUUUCCCACCCAGCCGGCCUUUCUGCUCGCUGCGGUUUCUGGAUCGUUGCUACCGGAGUUGACACUGUUCAUGUUAUACAGUGGGACAAGUUCAAUGAAGUCCUCAGCGAGUCUGCUCGCGCCGAAGCCCGCAUACAGGCUGACAAUCUCGACACCUUCCACUCCAAACUCGUUCCAUACUCCGACCCUUCAGCCGUCAAUGUCGCUCACGGCAACCUGUUGCCAUCUGCCUCUGAAAGGAACUUCAAGAUCUGGCAGCAGCUGACGGGAAGCAUCUCUGAAGGCGUCCUAAGCCGCAUUACAGGACAGCUUCAUGACAACUGGAUGGUCCAUACCGGAGACCGCGUGAAUGGGUCGAUCCUCAUGGCUGGAGAGAUGGAACUGGACAGGUCCAUCUCGAAGACACUGCUCAAGACCCGCGAACUCAACUUUACAUUCAACCAGCAGUCCAAAACAUACUCAAUAGGCAAUUCUGGCGCUGACCGGACGCUCGACGCGACUGAUGCGACGCAUUAUAUCACCUCCCUUAUUGAUAACACGAACGGCGGCCUGGCCCCCGAGGACAUUGUUGGCGACUUCCAGUUCGCCUUCGUGGUCGGCAUGCACCUGGGCAACGACUCAUGCAUCCAACAGUGGUGGCACAUGCUCCUCAAGCUCAUCCUUCGAGCUUACCUUCUCCCUGCUCGCCGUCCUGUGCUCGCUGCCGCCUUCAUACGCUCACUUGCCGCCCAGCUCUCCUAUAGCACUUCCUGGCUGGAUGGUUCUGUCUUAGACUAUGCGGACUCCCAGACCCGGGACCUCCGUCUUGCCCUUACUGUAUACAAGCGUCGCCUCGACGAGCUCCUGCUUGGCCUCGGAACCCAUAUCUCCCCGGACCAGCUUUCCGUGGGCACCGCCUUUGCUGGACUCGAAGCAACUGUUGUCUCAGAGUUAGACUGGGAUCUCCGUGGCGAUUACCUACGGCGAGGAAAUGUCAUGAUGGAGGAUGGCGAACAGGUGGAGCUCGAGGUUACUGACUUCGAAGCUGAGGAUGAGCGUGGGGAGUGGGCUCCCGAGGUGGUUCAGCUGGACGAGUCUGGUCGUCAGCGCGACUUGGUCUCGUGGAACGAUUAGGAACGGCGAGCUAUGAAGACGUUCCAGGCCCCAAGGCAUUGGGGACGGCGUGCUGGGGGAGUGGCUGCCGAGCGAUGGCGGCAAUGGCAGCGAAUGCGUUCGCGCCGUUAUUGGAUUCGUCAGGGGCGACGGAAGUUGGUACGGACACGACGAGAGACAUGAUGACGUUCAGGCUAUCGAGAGAGACUGACAGGAUGAGUGUGUAAAGGAGGUGGAUAUGGU
Molecule: messenger RNA, 2252 nt
Organism: Ilyonectria robusta
Lineage: Eukaryota; Fungi; Ascomycota; Sordariomycetes; Hypocreales; Nectriaceae
Product: AAR2 protein-domain-containing protein
Exons: 1
Coding region: 492-2030 (512 amino acids)
Biological process (GO): spliceosomal tri-snRNP complex assembly
Source: RefSeq, a predicted model, not a curated record